AUGGAGACUCCAGCGCCUCCAUCCACUGCUACGACCACUGUGCAGCCUGUUGAGGAGGAGGAAGCUGUUGCGGCGAUUCCUGAUGAUGAGGUUUCGGGUGAUAUUCCUGCGAUGAGCCGGACUUUCACGACGCCUGAUGGCGUACCUAUCACCGUGAUGGAGAAGCCGAGCGCUGAGGUCGUCAGGAGACAAAGCACCAUCGCGAAGGGCUCGACUAUCGAUAGCAUCAUAUCACCCAAGCCACGUCUAACGAAGAGCUUCCCUACCACAGCACCUUCACCGCGUCCAGUAAAGAGCUUCCCGAAUGUACCUUCGCCUCGCCCAGCUUCGCCCACAAGAGCAUUGACCGAGCCCUCCAAACCCGUCAAGGUAACGCCAAUAUUCCCCAGCCUCACCGAGAAUGUUUGCCUGUUUCACGACCAUGUCACCUUGCGCGAAGUCACCGUGGUCAUCAACGAGAGAACAAUCAUGGACAGAGAAGGCGGACUGCUGUUUCAGGUCGAUCACAAAAAGACCUUCCUCGAGCCAAACGGAUACAAGAUGCGGUGGACGAAGAGAUGGUACUUGGACAUCAAGGGGAUACAGAAGUUGACGUUCAAGAAGAAGCAUCCGAAGAGAGGCAGAGCAUCAAUGCAUACUCAGCUCCCUCCGGCCAAUAGAACAGGCUCACUGGAUGUCGUCCUUCAAAACGGCAUGUUACGUGUCGGACAAGGCCGCAGCAGCAUCCUCGUGGCAAUCGUGGAAGACGAGAUCAAGCAGCUGAACAACGAGCCGCGCGGAAGAAGAAUGAGGGUGGCAAAAGGCUUCGAUCUCGCCGUUGCGAGCGCGAUGUGUUUCCUCUUCUACAACGGCACCGGGAAGAGUCAGUCUCGCGCGAAUGGGUAUGCACGCAUGUAG
Molecule: messenger RNA, 897 nt
Organism: Zasmidium cellare ATCC 36951
Lineage: Eukaryota; Fungi; Ascomycota; Dothideomycetes; Mycosphaerellales; Mycosphaerellaceae
Exons: 4
Coding region: 1-897 (298 amino acids)
Source: RefSeq, a predicted model, not a curated record